CCCCACUGCCAGGCCCCACCUGUCACCUCUGCCUCCGCCAUCAUGGUGAUGUCCCCGCUGCCGUGGCGCGCGCUGGUGGCCGUGUCCCUCUGUGUCCUGCUGUGCCUGGCGGCCGCGUACCCCCCGAAACCCGAGAGCCCCGGGGACGACGCGUCCCCCGAGGAGAUGGCCCGGUACUUCUCGGCCCUUCGCCACUACAUCAACCUGGUGACGCGGCAGAGGUACGGGAAACGCUCCAGCCCCGGCUCCGCGGUGGCGGAGCUGCUCCUGGGGGCCGGCAGUGACAGGUCACGGUUCGAUGACGACUCCUCGUGGUGACCGCCCCGCCCAGCCCCCCUGUCCCCCAAAUCCUCCCCAUCUCUCCAGGUCCCCCCAGGGGACCCAGGGCCAGCGCGGGACCCCCCGCUGGAGGGCCGGGGACCCCCAGAACCCGGCCCGGGGGCGUCCCGCUGUCGGGGGGAGCCCCCGACCCCGUCCCCUCCCCACCGCUGUCGGGGGGGCCCCGCGUGGUCCCUGCACGGCGACAAUAAAGAGCAGC
This is a messenger RNA of Parus major (Great Tit), 538 nucleotides long. RefSeq names its product peptide YY-like. Gene Ontology annotation, biological process: feeding behavior; neuropeptide signaling pathway. Gene Ontology annotation, molecular function: neuropeptide hormone activity; neuropeptide Y receptor binding. The record is from RefSeq and is a predicted model, not a curated record. The coding region runs from base 43 to 318 and encodes 91 amino acids. The transcript has 4 exons. Gene Ontology annotation, cellular component: extracellular region. Lineage: Eukaryota; Metazoa; Chordata; Aves; Passeriformes; Paridae.